AUGGCGAACAACGCCGACGUCGAGAAAGACCACGCCGGUAGCGACUCUAUCAACGGGCGAUAUGACCUCCACCACGACCAUCACGACAGUGAGAGUGCUCUGAGGAGGAUCCGGACGGCGGGAAGCAUCUCGAUCACCCCGGAGCUCUUUGAGAAGAUCUAUCUCUCACCCAAAAACCGAGUCUCUAAUAACAUCCGGUCGACCUUCGGCAAUCCAACUCCUCUUGCUCUGGUCGGGUUUCUGUUGUCCCUGACACCGCUGUCCAACGUCCUGUUGGGUUGGCGAGGUGCUGGCGGGCUGGGUGCCGCUGAAGUCGGUGUCUACUACUUCUUCGGAGGCCUUCUCAUGCUUCUCGGGGCACUACUCGAAUUCAUCCUGGGCAACACCUUUCCUUUCGUGGUGUUUGGCUCAUUCGGCGCCUUCUGGUUGUCAUUCGGGGCCACCCUGACUCCUUACUUCAACGCCUCUAUCGCCUAUGACCCUACCAACCCAGCCGCGUCGGCCACGAAUCCUGUCUUCGCCGCUACGUUUGCCUACUUCCACGUCUACAUGGGAUUGCUUUGCUUUGUCUACAUGAUUGUGGCCAUUCGAACCAACAUUGUCUUCGUCCUGAUCUUCCUCCUGCUCGUACCCGCCUUUGGCUGCCUGGCCGGGUUCUUCUUUGGCCUGGGUGAAGGGGUGGUCCACAUGACACUUCAACAUGCAGCGGGUGGAUUGACCUUCGUCGUGUCCCUGUUGGGAUGGUACCUCUUCUUCGUGCAACUGCUGGCCUCCGUCGACUUUCCUCUCAAUCUUCCGGUCGGCGACUUGAGCACAUUCGUCCGGGGCGCGAGCGAAAGAGCCAACAAGAGCGAAUAG
Capronia coronata CBS 617.96 is the source of this 858-nucleotide messenger RNA. RefSeq lists its product as uncharacterized. Gene Ontology annotation, molecular function: acetate transmembrane transporter activity. NCBI's taxonomy places the organism in Eukaryota, Fungi, Ascomycota, Eurotiomycetes, Chaetothyriales, Herpotrichiellaceae. The record is from RefSeq and is a predicted model, not a curated record. Bases 1 to 858 code for a protein of 285 amino acids. The transcript has 3 exons. Gene Ontology annotation, cellular component: plasma membrane.